AUGACCAAGGAAGAGGUGGACCUAAUGAAACAAGUACAACGAGAGGCUACAGCUAACCGUGCUCGGCUUCGAAACGCACAUCAACAAUACAAACCUUCCCCCUACGCAGCUUCAGAAGGAUCCGUAGCGAGCAGAGACAUUCCAAUCCUCAACCCGUCUAUGAAUGAUGCAGCCAACAUUCAGCACCCCGAAGGGAGCAAGAGAAGGUCUUCAUCUGGACGACUGCUGUUCAUCAACUCCACCUUGGCAAACAAGAACUGGCAACAGAGUGAGCCCUCGACCGCAACAAGUGUGGUGAGCAUCGGAAGCGUCACCAGUUCAGAGCCAAGUCAGAAAGAGGAGAACGACCCUAGAAACGUAGGCCAGAUCCGUCAGGUGUACGUCGCAGAACCGAAAGCGUACUGGACAGGUCGUUAUAUUUCCCUGUGUGACCGACUCCGUAUGGCAGAGCUCAAGAGACCUCCUCCAUCACCAUCCGAGACCAAUGAGAAGCAGAUUGAUCGUUUGUUCGAAAGUAGCGAGAAGGUUCGAAUGAACUCGGCUCUGGAAGAAUUGAGGGGCCAUUGCAAGACUUCCGAAGCACUCAUCAGCUUUGAAGCCUUUGAGGGCUCUUUGCUGAAAAGCAUGGGGAUAUCUCGCCAAAGCCUUCAUCGAGCAGGUGCUGUUGCAUAUGGAACAAAGGUGGCGGACCGGGGAUUGACAGCGUCUCGUACGAUGCCGUUAGCAAUGGCUGUGUCUCACACGCCUGUGACUCUAUCAUCCUCAAUGAGUCGGAUCUCUAGCGUCAAUGGUGAGCCUGCUAUGACGGAUGCAUCCAGGACCUGCUAUGGUGAAGGUAAUUUAACGAAAAGUAAGACCACCGGCAACCUGUCGUCGCUGAUUCCAAUCAUUCCAAAGAGGCGACAUGUUAUUAUAACUGGUCCUGCAUCCAAACAGAACAGCGUUCAGCAAAUUUCGCAUAGGCGGCAGUCUUCCUACUUCGAGGGCUCCCCUGAGACCAGAACCAAGGCGCUGAAGGAACGGGAACAACGCGCGGCUCGAAGAGCGGCCGAAGCACAUUGGCGAUCGACGUCGCAAGCGCUGUCUCCAGACGGACCGAGCAGCCGUCCACCCUCUGGUAAAGUGCUCGAACCUGGAGAGAUGAGUCAACCUCAGCUCGUCUCUUACAGCUCUAGCAUCAAAGGGUCUGAUGAACUCAGCUAUUCAUUGAGCGCUACCGCGUUAGAAAGCGGACAUGGACGGCCACCACCAGUACCGACGAACGUUGCGCCAUCUCGGGUCGAGUUGGUCAACAUGGCUUCGGGCGGCAAAGAGAAGGUGAUCAAGUCUCGACACAAGCCAGAACGGCAAUUCAGCGGGGAUAGGGUCAAGACUUUCCUUGAAGCCGGGGUACGAGAGGUGAGGAAGAUGGGCCGACGAGUCAGUGGCAUGAGCUGGCCAGGAAGCGGGGAGUACUAG
Molecule: messenger RNA, 1458 nt
Organism: Cladophialophora yegresii CBS 114405
Lineage: Eukaryota; Fungi; Ascomycota; Eurotiomycetes; Chaetothyriales; Herpotrichiellaceae
Exons: 2
Coding region: 1-1458 (485 amino acids)
Source: RefSeq, a predicted model, not a curated record